AUGUUUUCUUCUCUUCUUCGCUCACAGGUUUUACACAAUCUUCAACGUCCAGCAAUUCUCCGUGUGGGGUUCAUUUCUAAAGCUUCUCAGAGCUCUAGCUUCUCCGCACCUUUCUCGUAUUCGCGAAGCAUGGCUACCGGCAAUUCCGCUAAGAUCACUGACUGGGUGAGCCCUUCCGACAAGUCGGGCGAGUUCAAGCGUCAAACAUCUGUCUUCCGUAACUUCAUCUCUAGAGAGGCUGGUGCCCAAUUUCCUCCGGAAAAGGGCCGCUACCAUCUCUAUGUCUCGUACGCUUGCCCAUGGGCUCACCGGACUCUGAUUGCCCGGAAGCUCAAGGGUCUGGAGGACUUCGUUUCCUUCUCCUCGGUGCAUUGGCACAUGGGCGAGCAUGGCUGGCGAUUCCCUACUGUCGAAGACAAUCUUCCGGGAGAGAACGCCAUCCCCGAUCCUCUGCACCCGGACUUCACCCACAUCCGCCAAGUAUACUUCUCCAACAACCCGGACUAUUCCGGCCGAUUCACUGUGCCUGUCCUGUUCGACAAGAAGACCAAGCUCAUUGUCAGCAAUGAGAGCGCAGAAAUCAUCCGAAUGUUCUACACCGAGUUUGAUGAUGCCCUCCCCGAGCAAUACAAGAAAGUAGACCUUUUCCCCAAGGCCUUCCAGGCCGAAAUCGAUGCCUCAAAUGAAUGGAUCUACAAUGACAUCAACAAUGGCGUCUACAAGUCUGGCUUCGCAACCACACAAGAAGCCUACGAAAAGGCCGUCACAACUCUCUUCAGCUCCCUCGAUAAGGUGGAAGCCCAUCUUUCCAAGCAACAAGCAGCCUCCCAGCGGUACUUCUUCGGUGAUGAGAUUACCGAGGCCGAUAUUAGAUUGUUCACGACAAUCAUCCGUUUCGAUCCUGUCUACGUGCAGCACUUCAAAUGCAAUCUUCGUGAUAUUCGUUCUGGGUUCCCGGCUAUCCAUGCUUGGCUGAGACGUCUCUAUUGGGAUGUUCCUGCUUUCAAGGAUACUACCCAGUUUGAGCAUAUCAAGUUUCACUAUACUAAGAGUCACAAGCAGAUUAAUCCCUUUGCUAUUACCCCUCUUGGACCUUUGCCUGAUAUUCUUCCUAAGGAUGAGGAGGUGAAGGCUGUUAAGGCGGCUUGA
Penicillium nucicola is the source of this 1149-nucleotide messenger RNA. Its product is annotated as glutathione S-transferase family protein. Gene Ontology annotation, molecular function: glutathione transferase activity. The transcript has 5 exons. Gene Ontology annotation, cellular component: cytoplasm. The record is from RefSeq and is a predicted model, not a curated record. Bases 1 to 1149 code for a protein of 382 amino acids. NCBI's taxonomy places the organism in Eukaryota, Fungi, Ascomycota, Eurotiomycetes, Eurotiales, Aspergillaceae.